GCACAUUUAAAGAAAGGCAGCCGGUGAAAAGAGGCAAGAGAGAAGAAGAAAGAGAAACCAGGGGGGCGAGGUGCCGUCCAAUGACAAAGCCCAGGGGUGGGCGCUGGCCGCCAUCUUGUACCGGGCGGCAGGAUAUUCGCCCGCGUCCUCCGCCCUCAGAGGGGGAGGGGCGGCGGCAGAGGCGAGAAAAGUAGCUACAGACGCCAGCAGCGGCCGCCGCCGCGGAGCCGCCGCGGAGUGGGACGGCAGCGGCGGCAGCGGGACCGGCGAGUACGAGCGGCCUUGGAUGCGUCGCAGCAUGAAGAGGCGGCGGCGCCGUCCCCCGGUCGCCCCAGCUGCGGCCGCCCGGGGCGGCGGCUUUAGGGCAGAAGACGGGGCCGGGCUGGAGGCGCGGGAGGAGAAGGUGGUGUACUCGCGGUCGCAGCUGUCGCUGGCUGACAGCACCAAGGCGCUGGGCGACGCCUUCAAGAUCUUCAUGCCCCGCAGCACGGAGUUCAUGAGCUCGGACGCGGAGCUCUGGAGCUUCCUCUGCAGCCUCAAGCACCAGUUCUCUCCUCACAUCCUGCGCAGCAAGGACGUCUACGGCUACUCCUCUUGCCGGGCCCUGGUGCCCGACCCGCCGUUACCCCCCACUGCCCGCAGCCAGGCGCGCCGGCCGGCACCGCGCGCCAUGGCCAGGAGGAGGCGCCGCGGAGCCCAGGCGACUGCCGCCCGCAGGAGGAAGCCCCAGCUGCCACCCGCGCCGCUGCCAGCCCCGGAGGAGAGCUGCCCCGCCAAGCCUGUGGUUCCCGGGCCCUGCUUCGGGGGCCGCACCCUGGAGGAGAUCUGGAGGGCGGCCACCCCGACGCUGACCACCUUCCCCACCAUCCGCGUCGGCAGCGACGUGUGGGGUGAGCGCAGCCUGGCGGCGGCGCGGCGCAGGGCACGUCAGAUCCUGCAAGUGAAUCUGGAACCCAUGGUGAGGCUCCGCCGCUUCCCGGUGCCCCGAGCGUGAGGCGCAGCCUCCGUAGCGCCUCCUGCCGGCUCCGACCCUGGGACAGAGCUUCCGCCCGGAGGAAUGAACAAGUGUCAGUCGAGUGUUUACAGAUCCGGCCAGGACCCCGGCCCCCAGUGCACUUUAUGCGCGAAGAAGUCACCAGAUGGUUGUCCCUGCUCUGCGCCCCCGGGCCGUGGCGCCGUCGUCUUGGACUCCGGGGCAAGUGUGGCCUCUGCUGCCUCCCUCACCCAGCCUGCAGAUGGAGGGGACAGCCGGACCCACAGGGGAGGUCCCUUCCUGACCCCAGAUUGAGACGUCUCCAGGACCUUAGGGUUUUCUCCCUGUUGGACUCUACCUCACUGAUCUGGAAGUCCUCCGAAGAAGACAUUAUUUUUCCAAAGGAAUUUGGUUUUGUGCUUGUAUAAUAAAGCCAGAAUUUACUUGCUCUUUAUCUCUCCCUUUUUUUCACUGCCACCCUUCUUUCUGGACAGAAGUUCGAACAUGUGGUGUUGCACUAGUUCGUGCUCAGGGUAUUCUGAAGCCCACUUGUUUCCUAAUUUUUACUGGAUUCCAAAGCUUUGAUGAGGAUAUUUUUUAAGAGGUUCAAGCUUGUGAAUGUUAGUAGUGUAAGGAUUUGUAUGGGCUCAGUGAUUACAAACAAAGACAUGCAAAAUAUAACUUUAAACAUUUUCAAGGCGUUUCUAAAGGUUUUGUAUUGAAACUUAAUGUUUAUAUUUACUGAGCUCCUAAAAAUGGUAGAAUACACAUGAAAACUUUUGUUUAGGAAAAAUUAACUUGUUAAAUUCUCUUGAAUUGAAUAAAAAAAAAUGCAUUGAAACCAUAUGGCGUGUGAUUAAAAAAAUGAGCGAAUUGGGAAGAACCGGCUUUGGUUGCAAGAGUGACUGGAAUCUGACUGGAGAUCAUUUGGCCCCUCUCCUGGUCUAACAUACAAAUCCAGGAAUAUUACGCAUUAAAGUAUUAUGUAUUUUAAAUUACAUUACAAGGAAAAUGUAUUUUAAAAUGGGACUUGCAUAGGAGAGAUGCUUGUGUGUAAACAUUAUGACUAAAAUGAUGUACAGAAUACCCAUUAGAGUUCUGAGAACUAUUAAUGAUCAAGAGGGGUGGAGGCAUUUCUUGAUAUCAAAUAACUGGUUGAGGUUACUUUGGGUAAAAUCUAUUUCCUUUUUUUGUUGUUGUUGGAUAACAAGAAAUGUCUAGACUAAUAUUUUUUACAAACAUCAUGAAUAUUAGUUGACUUUAAGUUGACUUUUUGGUCCCAUCAUUUUUUUAACCUUCUUGCCACUCAUGUCUGCAGUUCUAGGUCUUUGACAGCUGAAGACCACAGCAAUUAAACAGGCGAGCCACGCAGGUUACUGACCCUGUUGCUUUACGCUUUUAUAGUGUUUAUACCAUAUGGCCCAGUGUGGAAUUCUUGAUUAUCCAAGUGCCUUUGGUCAUUUGUGGCAGGAAGACUUAAUGGUUUUUAGCCAGUGGUGCCACAGCCAGCUUUUACUGCAAUACCUAAAGGGUCAAGUAGUGUUUUUGUACCACUAUUAUUUGAAAUUUAAAUAUUCUGCCAUAAAACGAUCCAUACUGGGCUGGAACUUGACAUGUGAAAUCCUUAAUGCUAAAGUUUAUCUCUGCUUGGCAGCUUCUUAGGACAAUAAUGAGAGUUGCAAUUUUAACUCUUGUGUUCCUAGAAUUCAAAUGGCAUAGCUUUCUGAAAUGAAUAUUUCAAGUUUAGUAGUCCAUAUAAGAGUGUUGUGACUUUAAUUUCAGUGUUUUUGUUUUGUUAAAAGAAUACACACACACACACACACACACACACACGCACACACGUAUAACUUUAUGCCAAUUUUCUAGUAAGCCUUGGUCUUUUAUUCACUACUCAAUGAUAAUGCAUUGUUACAAACACUGUCACAUGAGUAAACAAAAAUGAAUAAUUAUUUAGAAGAUGGAGAAUGUUAAAUUAUAUUUGUGAUAGGAAGCUGAGACAUAUUCUUUCGGUUAUUAGCUUCCAUUACCAAUUGUAUUUCAGAUGCAUAGGGUUUUCUUCCCAAAAAUAUAUUGUUAACUUUUAUAGCUAACUAGCACCUGGAAAAAAAUGUAUUUGUACAACUUCACUAUUGUAUAUAGUUUUAUAAUAAUUACAAAUAAAUCAAAUGGCCAUAUUAGAAUGUAAUUUCAUCAUAUAGCUUAUCUAGAUAGUUUUCCAGAGGAUUUUGAAAUUCGGCUUACCUGGGAGGAUAGCUGCUCAGCACACAAGUGAGACAUAACCCUUGACACCAUUCAUUUAUUGUAACUGAGAUUCUUGACAUUUUUCUCUCCUAUGCCUUGUUACUUUAGCCUACUUGAACUCCUAAAUGCUUAUUUGGAUUAUUUGGGGUAUCUGAUGCCAUUUUGGAUCUGAUUUUUCAUCUUGAAUUCAAUAUGGUGUUCAUCUGGGCUAUUAAAAAAUUAUGCCAUUUCUAGUCUGUGAAAUAAGAUGUAAAAUAUCUUUAUUUUUGCUGUUUCCUCUGGUAAAAACCUAUGUUACAACUUUUAAAAUGUGAAGCAAAAUCUUAUAUAGUUGACUGUACACUAAUAGGAAAGUGAAAGUAUUUCAUGGGUACUUUGGGGCCGAAUGUGAAAAUAAACUUGGCAUAGUGGCCUUUAUGAUGAGGCAUCCACUCACUGUCCUCUAAAGUGAAGUCUGUAAUUUACUUAGCUUGUGUAUAGCUUUUGAAAGAAAUCCCACGAUCUUCAUUCAUUCUCUUGCCUUCUCUUAUAUCUCAUAUGGCACAAGUAGAAGGGGAAGCCAGGAGGAAAUUCAUCACCUUGCUAUGCUUUUAUUUGAUUUUUAACUCCUGAGUGCCUAAAUGUGGUGACUGGCACCUCACAUAACCUUUUGAGAUUCCUGAUGUCAUUUUUAUCCUUUUGGUCAACCAGCAACAUAUUUUUAUGUUACUAAAACCAGUAACAUCAUAAUUGUUGACGCCAAGCUUCAUUGUUGAUAGUGCAAAGUGUCGCUGUUGUGGUGUGUAUUUAUUUUGUUCAAGUUUGAAUACUCUAUUGACAAGCGUAACUUAAGCUGGUGACUGACACCUAUGGAUCUGCUGUGUGCAAAUGAUAGUACUAUUUUUUAAAAAACUCUUUAGUAAAUUUUAAAAAUAUUUGAAUACAAAAUAUCUGAGCAGUUUUGAACUCAAAAGUUUUUCAUUGUUUUAAGGGUUGCCACAGGACUCUUUAAUGGUUUUUAAUGGACGUAUAUGCCUAAUAUUUACUUUAUUGGUGUGUUUAAAAUAUUUUUUGAUAGACUAUUAUGUCUUAAGUGCAUUAGAAAACAAUUGUUUGUAAUGGAAUCGAAGUGUUUCCCUGGACAGUUUGAUGUGCAUAUGGUUAAGAUUUAUAAUCUGCUUGUACUUUGCUUUUUAACUUAUUAACUGUAAAUAAAUUUUAGAGAAUA
Molecule: messenger RNA, 4421 nt
Organism: Cebus imitator (Panamanian white-faced capuchin)
Lineage: Eukaryota; Metazoa; Chordata; Mammalia; Primates; Cebidae
Gene: CCDC71L
Product: coiled-coil domain containing 71 like
Exons: 2
Coding region: 287-994 (235 amino acids)
Source: RefSeq, a predicted model, not a curated record